Molecule: messenger RNA, 2715 nt
Organism: Ochotona curzoniae (black-lipped pika)
Lineage: Eukaryota; Metazoa; Chordata; Mammalia; Lagomorpha; Ochotonidae
Gene: USP26
Product: ubiquitin specific peptidase 26
Exons: 1
Coding region: 1-2715 (904 amino acids)
Biological process (GO): G1/S transition of mitotic cell cycle; protein deubiquitination
Cellular component (GO): cytosol; nucleus
Molecular function (GO): cysteine-type deubiquitinase activity; cysteine-type endopeptidase activity
Source: RefSeq, a predicted model, not a curated record
AUGGAUUCCAUGAUGGUACAUGGUUUUGUUAAAGUAUGGGAAAGGAACAUUGGAAUGUCACAGUCAAAAGAAGCAUUCAUUGAAACAGUGCCAGGAAGGAAAAAACAUAAACUUGUGAUUUAUUUUCGUAAGGAUGAAACGAAAACUUUUCAGCUAAGUGGCAAUAUUGGAAAUGUGGUCCUUAGAACCUAUGAAGAAGAUGAAUAUCACCUACAUUUGACAUUCAAAAAUCACAACUUCAUAUUCAUUGAAAUAGUUUCUUCCUCAGAUGCCCAGCAAUUGAAGUUAUAUCUGGAUAGAGUUCAAACCAAGUUUCCACCACCUGUGAGAGCUAAAAAACGCAAGAGUGUCUGUGUCAGCAAAGCAAUACGGAAUGUAACCAAUAAAGGUUCAGUAUGCAGGGGUUCCAAGAAUUCAGCUUGUGGCUCCUCCAUCUCACGGAAAAUACCUAACGAAUCAACACUCAGUUGCAAACAUUUGUUGGGAAGUCGACAUGGAAAGAGGAAAAGAAUGCUGUCUGAUUUGGAGAUCGAUGAAAAUAGGAAUGACGUGAAACAAAGUAACUCCAGAAGAAAGAGAAAAUCCACAAGAAAUCACUUGACAUGGGCAAAGAAUCGGAAGAAAACAGAGAGUGAGAAAAUGGCACUUGUGACCAGCAGUAUUGAAGCCCUUUGCCUAAAGGGCAGUGAGAUUCUUGAAAGUCUGACUCAGGAAAUGCUUAUGGCAUUUAGGUUGAGACAAAAGUAUAGUGACUUUUUCCCAGGUUGGGAUAAAUUUGAGAUAUCCUUUAAUUUUUACCCAGCAAAAAUGUGGCAAGGCCUCCCCAAUUUGGGAAACACCUGCUAUAUGAAUGCAGUUUUACAGUCCUUGUUUGCAAUUCCAUCAUUUACUGAUGACUUAGUCAAUCAGCGUUUCCCAUGGGGUAGAGUUCCACUUAAUGGUCUUAGCAUGUUCUUGGCACAGCUGCUCAUUUUGAAAGAUAUUUAUAAUGUAAAAGUUAAGCAGAAGUUGCUUGCAAAUAUUAAGAAAACGAUUUCAACACUUUCAGAGCUAUUCUCUGGUGACCUACAAAAUGAUGCUCAUGAGUUUCUAGGCCUUUGUUUAGAAGAGAUUAAGGAUAACGUAGUGAAGUUAAACAUGAUGAACAUGAAUAAAAAUGAAUCUGGGGAAGGAAAUUUAUCGCAGGAUGCCUUUUCUGAUGACACUGCCAGUACAUUCCUUGCUUGUCCUGUCACCAACAAUUUUGAAUCGGAGCUGUUGCGCUCUAUUAUCUGUAAAACGUGUGGCCAUUUUGUUAUGAAGACAGAACCAAGUAAUUAUCUUUCCAUCAAUCUUCCUCAAAGCAAGAGAGCAUUUUCUGUAUCCAUUCAGUCUGCUUUGAAUUUUUUCUUUGCACCAGAGAAUAUUGACUACAAAUGUGAGAAGUGCAAGCACAGGGGAUCCGUUGCAUUUCAUAAAUUCAGUAGGCUACCCAGAGUCCUAAUUGUUCAUCUGAAACGCUAUAGCUUUACUGACUAUUGGUCAAUAACAAAGGAUGACCAGGAAGUCAUUAUUUCCAGGCAGUUAACGUUAUCUUCUUAUUGCAAUAAAAACACCAAACCACCUCUUCCCUUGAGCAAGCAUACACAUAUUAGAGAUUUACAAAUCUUAAAAAUUUUUCAAACGAUUAAUUCUAGAAUAAUCAACUCAUCACCUUCAAAGCAUUUGACAGCAAAACUGAAAAAGUCUCUGGAUUUGCACAUCACAACAGACAAGGGGUCUAAAAAUUAUGGGGGAGCUUUUAAAACGUCAAAAAGAAGAAAGAAGCAAAAAGACCUUGGAAAAGAGUCUAAAUCGAAUAAAGUAGAAUUGGAAUUGGUACAUUCAGAAGACAAGACAUCUUCUGAAAAAGCAUUGUUAGCUGAUCCAGUGAAGCCUCGGAAAGACGCCUCCCUUUCGCUGAAUUUUACCAGUAGAGUUAAGCACAUCUUAAACCCAGUUGUAUGUCUUGGACCUUGUAUUAAAGAACUACCAGAAAAUCAAAAGCUACAGAAACAUGAGAAAACCAGUAUGUCUGGGAAAUUAGGUUCUGAUCGUAUCACCAAGACUUCAGGACAUUUUGAUGAAGAUUAUAAAAAUGGAAUUCAAGAGGGAUCCUCCACAAUGACCAAACGGAUCCUGAAUUGUGAUGAGUUGAGAUGCUGUAAUCAAGCCUUUCAACUGGUGCAUCCUUCAAUCCUUGAACAUGCAAAAACCCGGAGGCAAACCGAGAUGUACACAAGAUACACCAAUUGCAGUUUUCAGGAGGUUAGUACCACUUCUGCAAGUGAAUUGGCUUCCCGUAAGAACCCUGGGCAAGCUGUUUUAGGUGGGAAGACAGAAUCUAAAGUUCAGAAAGCAGAAAGAAAUAUUGCAAAAGGAGAUCACACCUAUCGUCUCAUUGGUGUUAUCAGCCAUGUUGGGAUGUCCCCAGAUUCAGGUCAUUAUAUCAGUGAUGCUUAUGACUUUGAGAAGCAAGCCUGGUUCUGUUACAAUGAUCUGGAUGUGGAAAAUAUCCAUGAGGACCUGAUGCUGAAGUCUAGAGCUUGCACUGGAUAUGUCUUGUUUUACAUGCAUAAUGAUAUCUUUGAAGAAUUGUUGAAAAGAGAGGCCCCCCAACCUCCUGCCACUGAGGCAAAAGAGCCUUCCCCAGAACUAAGGGGAACAGACAUCCCCCUGUUAAACAAAUCUGCUUGA